GCAGUUGAAGAUCAGCUAAAGAUAUGUGGCCACAAGAGGGAUUCUGAUGUCUUUGAGCUGUUCCUUUCUCAAAAAGAACUGACAGAAGUCAUUGAUCUUGCUAGGUUUAAAAAAUUAAAAUACUUAUGGCUUCAUCAUAACAAGCUCCAAGGGAUAACAUUUCUAACUAGAAACUAUUGUCUGACAGAACUAUAUCUAAACAACAAUGAAAUAUUCGAGAUAGUAGGCCUGCACUAUUUGCCUUCAUUGCAUGUACUCCAGCUACACCACAAUGAGUUAAGAAACAUUGAUGCAACAGUGAAGGAAUUAAAGGGAAUGCUAAAUCUGAAGACCCUAAGUCUAUACCAAAACCCCUUGUGCCAAUAUAACCUGUAUCGUUUAUAUACAAUCUACCAACUUCCAGGAGUGGAGCUGCUUGACCGAAAACAAGUUACAGAAAAAGAAAGGAGAUCAAUGAUUACCAUUUUUAACCACAAAAAGGCUCAUAUCAUUCAAUCCAUAGCAUUCAGAGGAAAAGCAGACACCUCAUGGAAUCCUAAAUCACCAUUUAAGCAAAAAUCAGCUCAGAGAUUACCUUCAGAUUUUGCAUUUGCGAAUAAUGUAGACAAAACUGUGUUUGAUGACCCAGAAGAUGCUGUUUUUGUAAGAUCCAUGAAGAGAUCAGUGAUGGCUAUUACUUCUAUGAACUGGGACACAGUUCCAACACGAGAUGAAAAAUACCUUGAAGAGAAAGGCACAGAGCCUGCUCAAAUGCUCACAGUCACACUGAGAUAA
Molecule: messenger RNA, 774 nt
Organism: Galeopterus variegatus (Sunda flying lemur)
Lineage: Eukaryota; Metazoa; Chordata; Mammalia; Dermoptera; Cynocephalidae
Gene: LRRC72
Product: leucine rich repeat containing 72
Exons: 8
Molecular function (GO): protein binding
Source: RefSeq, a predicted model, not a curated record